Messenger RNA from Trachemys scripta elegans, 6361 nucleotides. It is a transcript of the gene ANKLE2, whose product is annotated as ankyrin repeat and LEM domain containing 2. Gene Ontology annotation, molecular function: protein phosphatase 2A binding. The transcript is spliced from 13 exons. The coding region runs from base 48 to 3164 and encodes 1038 amino acids. The record is from RefSeq and is a predicted model, not a curated record. Gene Ontology annotation, biological process: negative regulation of phosphorylation. Lineage: Eukaryota; Metazoa; Chordata; Testudines; Emydidae. Gene Ontology annotation, cellular component: endoplasmic reticulum.
GCGGGAGGGCUGAGCUUGGCCUGGGCUUGAGACGGGACGGGACGGGAAUGGAGCGGUGGGCCGGGUCGGUCUGGGGUUCCCUGUGGGGGGCCGGCUGGGGCCGCUGGCCGGGCUGGGAGCUGUUGGCCGCCUGCGCGGUGAUCGGCGUGGUAGGCUGGCUGCUCCGCUUGCUGGACAGGAGGCCGGGCGGCCGGAGGGCUCUGGGGCCGCUCCCCUCGCAACCCCCGCUGCCCGGGGGGAGCCGGCGCUGCAGUGGGAGCCGCCCAGGUGAAAUAACAAUGGAUACUAUAUUGUCUCGACUGAAGAAGCUAGCGCCUGAUGAUCUUAGAGAAGAAAUUGUGAAAGCUGGACUGAAGUGUGGACCUAUUACCUCAACCACCAGGUUUAUUUUUGAAAAAAAAUUGGCUCAGUUUUUGUUGGAACAACAGGGAGGGUUGGAGAUCAAUGCAUCCACUGUUUCAAAGAAAUCUUCUGAAAACAGUGCAUUUGAUAGUAGCCAGUCAGAAAUACAAAGAGCUUUGAAAUCUACUGCAGUGAACCACAAGAGUCAUAUAAACGUCUCUGAAGAGGGAGACUUUGGGUACAAUAUGGGCCUGAAUCCCCCAGAAGAGGAAGCUGUAAUGCACAAGACCUGUUCUGCAUCAGUCUGUGGAGCAGUAGAUGUUGAUUCACAAAUAAAUGCUCAGACACCAUCUAGAGAUCCUCCUCUAUACUAUGGCGUAUGUCCCGUUUAUGAUGACAUAUUGGCAAGAAAUGAAAAAGUGCAUGUUUAUGAUGAUAGAAAGGAAGCUCUGCAAGCUGUUAAAAUGAUUAAGGGCUCCCGAUUUAAAGCUUUCUCCAACAGAGAAGAUGCUGAGAAAUUUGCAAAAGGAAUAUGUGAUUACUUCCCAUCUCCAAGCAAAUCAUCCUUAUCUUUAUCUCCAGUGAAAAUAGGACCAUUAUUUAACAGAGAUGGCUUAUGCUCCCCUGAGACAGAAACAGUUAAUAAAGAAAGAGCCAACAGUUAUAAAAGUCCCCGUACCCAGGACCUUACUGCCAAACUUCGGAAAGCUGUAGAGAAAGGAGAUGAAGCAACAUUUUCAGAACUUAUCUGGAGUAACCCACGCUAUCUGAUUGGAUCUGGAGACAACCCAACAGUUGUACAAGAAGGGUGUAGGUACAAUGUCAUGCAUGUUGCUGCCAAGGAGAAUCAAGCUGGCAUCAGCCAGUUGCUGUUAGACACUUUGGAAAAUCCUGAAUUUAUGCGGCUCAUGUAUCCAGACGAUGAUGAAGUAAUGUUGCAGGAGCGCAUUAGAUAUAUAGUUGACCUUUACCUUAAUACACCGGAUAAAAUGGUAUUUGAUACUCCAUUGCAUUUUGCAUGCAAGUUUGGGAAUCUGGAUGUGGUUAAUGUGCUUACCUCGCACCCAGACAUUGUAAAAAAUCCAAGGAACAAGUAUGGUCAAACUCCAGCAGAAGUAAUCUGUGAAAGAAACAAAAAUAAAUCGAUGGAACUGAAAGAGAAAAUAAGAGAAUAUUUGAAAGGUCGAUAUUAUGUGCCACUCUUGCGAGCAGAAGGCAAUUCCUCAGCUCCAGUGAUUGGUGCACCUUGGUCACCUGAUCAGUCAGAUGAUAACCCCCUUACAGCUUUACCUAAACACAGUGGCAGCCCCAAAGAUCCAGUUUUGUCAGUGAGAGCUUUUGCAGGCCCAAUGACCCCCUCCAAGGCAGAAGAAUUUCGCAGGCUUUGGAAAACUCCACCUAGAGAGAGAGCAGGCUUCUUUCACAAUGUCAGGAAAUCCGAUCCAGAAAGAGGAGUUGAAAGAGUUGGAAGGGAGUUAGCUCAUGAGCAGGGGUUCCCGUGGGUUGAAUACUGGGAAUUUCUGGGCUGUUUUGUUGAUCUGUCUUCCCAGGAGGGGUUGCAAAAAUUAGAAGAAUACCUGAGUCAACGGGAAAUGAGCGAAAAGGCUCAGCAAGAAACAGGAGAAAAUGAAACCUGCAACAGAUAUAAAACUCCACAUCCUUCUGGCAAAAGUAAAAAAUGCUGCAAUUCAAUUUCUGUUGGAGCAUUUUUAGAUGAAGAUGAUGAUGACAUGAGCUUAGAAGAAAUUAAAAACAGACAGAAUGCAGCACGGAAUAACAGCCCACCUGUUGUGUCUAAAGAAUCGAGUAUAGAUGCUAUUGGAGAUUCGGAGUGUGACAUUCUGUCGAUGGAGCACAAAGUAAACAUUAUAGAAACAUCGGACCUCUCCAUGCAUUACGAGAAGGAGGUUUCAUCCAGCAAAAAUGGAUUUUGCAGCCCUGUAACUAAUGAGAGGAUAACUAGUGACAGAAAACAUUCACGUGGUGGAGAGGAGUGCCUUAUAUCCCCAGUCUCCAAUUUAAUGGCGGAAUUUGAAAGACUGUCUUUCCAAGGCCAAGCAGUGGCAGGGGAAUGUUUGGUGGCGAAAUCAAACAAAAUCACUGCAAAAACUGAGAACGAGAGAAGUUUGGCUGAAGGAAUGAGCCCGGUCAGAAUAUCAAAGGACCAGCUGGGUAAAACCUGCUCAGCACUUUCUGUGGCAAGCUGUUCAGAGCCAGCUACUACUGAAAAGCCUGGAGAUACAAAAUUAAGGACAGAAAACAAAAUACCCUCAGAAGCUGAAAGACUGUCAUUGGACCCUGGUAUUUGGGACAAAGAGACACAGCAGCUUGGCGGUCUUGCAGUGCAAUCUGAGUGUGCUGCUUAUUUGUGUCAAGAGCCCUCUUCUCAGAGAUUUCUUUUGAAGACUCCACCAAGAAAUGAAAAUACAAAGAAGUUAUUCCUCUUUGGGGAACAACCAUCAAAGCUGGAUAGUGAUGUCUUAGCAGCUGUAGAAGGAGUAGAUAUUGACCCACAGAAAUACCCCAUUACUUACAAAUGGAAGAAUGCUGUACAGUCCUACUCUUCUUCUGACAGGCAAAGUUGGCCAAGUCCAGCAUUGAAAGGAAGGUUCAAGUCCCAGUCUCCUGCAGCAGGCCCACCAAAUGGUUCAACGUACUCUAGUCCAAGAAGAAAUAGUCCAGUGAUGGGCAGCCCAGGGAAAUAUGGCAAUGUUGCUUCAUUUUUUCCGGAUCUUGGGAGUCCUGGGCGGUACAGUCCAGCAUAUGCCAACAAUAUACUGUUGUUAAAACUGCAUCACUUGUCAAAACCUCCUUCCCAUUAGAACAUAACUCAUCUUUCUGGGACUUUAAUUAUAUUUUCAUUUUAAGAGUGGAGGGGGGAAAUUGUAGCAUUGCUAAAGUGACAUGAGGAAGUGUCUUUGGCUAUUUAUUUAUCCUCAUUUGAGGACAAAUAUACAUUUUAAAAAUUAAAUAUGUCUUUACUUCAUGUACCAGAUAGAUUACUGGUGAUUUGCAAGAAGUUAGUGAAGUUCUCUUAUCCAGUAGUUAUACAAUAAAUAACCCUUAUUCUUGUUAACUAUAGAGCAAUGAUCUGAACCUUUCACUGAGUGAUUCCUGCUAGAAAUGGUAGUGUUUACUGUAGGCAAAUGUGAUAGUCAAAAUGAACCCCCAGAUGCAUUUUUUUCACCUACAUAACUUUGAAGCAUCUUAUCAAUAAACAGAAUUCUAGCUUAGAGGGAACUCAUGGAAGGAGUCAAAUGCAUUCAAAUUUAAUUUACAACAGAAAAAAUUCAAAUUGAAGAACUGAAAGUUUAAGCUGGGUGGUUCCCUCUUCCCUGUUCCAGUAAGAAUUUGACUCCCCACUGCCCAAUAAACAGUUCAGUCUAAACAGUAAGAAAUUGAAAUGAAGAGCAGCCAGAGACUCUGAUGGGUCACUUCGCAUUCUGAGGAUAACAACAACACAUCACAGGUUCAGAGUUUUAGGAAAAGGGCACUAUAGAAAUUAGUGAUCUAUGUUUGGGUUAGUUUGAAGAUAAAAGCUCAGCUUUUUUCCCCCCAAAGCUUUUGCCAUUUGCAGACUUCACUAGUAAUUACACAAAAGCACAUCAGCAAUAAUUUAAGUAAGUUUACCAGUGAUGUAUGUUAAUGGUCCAGUUUAAUGUGAUAUAUUAUGGAGAUAAACAGAAACCCAUGAAGAGGUUUCUUAUUUCCUAAAUGUUAGAAGGGAUGAAUAAGGACUGAGACAUUGUUUUUAUUGAAAUACAAAUUCUUACUGGCUGUAGUCUAGAUAUAGUAACUACCUUUUUGUUAGCUACAAUUAAAAAAUAAUUUAAUUUCUCAGUAUUCUUUAAGGAUGAACCCUUUGGAUACUGUGCUAUAUGGAAAUUGGAAAUGUUUCUAAAUUUGAAACAGAACACACACACACACACUGUAGAUUUGGAUAGUUGUGUUUUUUGCUUAAGAAAAGGCUUUCAGUAGUGUAAUUCCCUAUCACAGAAUUAAAAAUAAUCUUUGAUAGACAUCUGAUCAAAGGUGCCCCAGGCAUGGGAGUAGAAAGGAUCAAUUAUUCUGGUUGAUAACACUACGACCCCCCCCCCCCCAGUGCAAGGAAAAAAUAGAAUCUCAAGGAGCUUUUGUAACAUGCAUAUGUAUCUAAAGGAACCCUAAUAGUAGAUGAGAUGUCAGUAUAUUGUUAUCCAACUGUGGGACCUUUAUUACAUUACAGAGGCUGGAUUAAAAUUAUACAAGAUAUGGCUGUUUCGGUAGCUAUUGCACACUAGAGUAAAAUGACUUUCAUACACACACUGUAUACUUCUGAAUAUAUUCAUUGUUUGUUACAAACUUCAAAACUGCACUUAAUAGUGCCUUUUGUAACAUUUUUAAAUUAGCGUUUUUGUUUGUGGUUUUAAAAGUGGCAUCCACUUACAUGGGAAUGGAAAAGUAUUCUAAAGGGUCUUUCUGUAGCUUAUUGUUGUGAUGGAACUGUGUUUAUAGAUGGUUUAAAUGGAAAUUAUUAAUUGAUUCCCAUGAACUGAAUGUUAGAAAUGAGCCACUACCUUCUAAUUGACCCUCAUUCAAGUAUAAUCCACCCAAGUUGCUUUAUUGUGGGAUUCUCCUCCAAAAAAACCUACUGUAGUAGUAGUAACUUUUCCAGUUGCUAUUAAUCUUUGUUGCUGUAGGGGUCUGUAUCAAACAUACAUUUCCGUUGCUUUAACUUCUAAAAUAUUAAAAAUCAAUUUCCCUACCCUUUCUGGACUGGUGUGUAGUAAUUAUCCAGUCUGUCCAGCUAAUUGCUUAAAUAUUAUACACACAAAUCACCUGUGUGUAAAAGCUGAAAACACUUCACAAGUUACUUGUACUGGUGUUAAAAUAAACACCGAUUACUGCAUAUAUUUUUUUCCAGUACUUCCAACAUCUGUGCCUGUCCGAGGCAGCUAUGGGCCUCCACCUAAUGGGAAUUUCCAUCUCAUCUCUGAUAUAGGCUCUACAUUUCUGUUUAGAAAUAGCUUAAGAAAAACUUUGGUAAAACAAAAUCAGGAGAUUGAGCAACUGAUACUUUAGUACUAGUUUCUGUCUUUUUCUUUUACACUUGUUAGAUGCUUUUUUGUAUUCAAAUACAAAUUUCUGGCACAAAAACUUCUACCAGUUUGUAACUUUUGUUUGGGGUUGUGGGGGGAGGGGGGUUAGGUGACAGCAUUUUUUAGUGACAAAUGCCUUAUUGAGUUUAGACCAUGUGUUUGUAGUCUGUUUUAAGUAAAUUUAUAAUACAUGAACUUCAUUUAUUUAAAAAUAUAGCAAUUUGUUCAUUCACAAUCUUGGGAGAUCUUCUAGAAGAGGCUGAAGAUGCUCUAAAUCUAGAUUAGGACUGUUUGUUUAGUUUUUAAUAGUUGACCUCUGAUGAUGCAAAGGGUCUUUUAUAUUAUUUGUCAAGUAUGAUUUUAAAAUGCUGAGGUUUAGCUGCUAUUCUUUCCAUUCAAAGUAAACAGAUAGUUAAGGUGUCCUAGGGCAAUAGGUGGAUGGGAAUAUGUAUCCAUGUUGUGAAACCAAAUGCAGCAUUUUUGCUGUGUGAUACAAAGAAAGCAUCUUUCUUUUAGAUACCAUGGUUUCAUUUCUAUGAUGAAAUUUAAUUGGUGCCUCAAUUUGAGACAUGAAACUAAAGGUUUGGAAAAUAUUUCACAACCUGAAAGAUGUUUGUUUUUUGUGUCUUGAUGGUUGGAUUUUUGCUAUUUAAAAGCAAUACCCAUGUUUGGAGAGAUGAAAUUUAUGUUGCUCAGAUCAGAGGAAUAUUUUAAUACAAAAUCUGUACUCUCUAAAUAAGGCUAUUGCCAGUUUAAUUUUGUUUUUAUAUAGAUUUAAUUAUUUUGGUUUUAAACCUUAGUGCCACUACAAAUGCUGAUUUCUGUACAUGUGCAAAGAUGUGUUGUAUGUGCUGUUGCCUUCCACCCUGCACGUAUUUAUGGUUCUUUCAAUACUGUGUAUGUAAUGUGCUGGAAUAAAGUGCACAAAAUAUUCAGCAUUA